GGGAAACUUAACCCACGCUACAUAGGGCCAUUUGUGAUUCUUGAAAGAAUUGGGGCCGUAGCAUACCGAUUGCAGUUGACUCCAGAAUUGGAGAAGAUACAUAAUGUGUUCCACGUGUCUAUGCUAAAGAAAUAUGUGCCGGAUCCGUCUCACGUGUUAGAGAAACCACCCGUGGAAAUACGUGAGGACUUGAACUAUGCCGUUCGACCGGUAAGGAUACUUGAUAGGCAAGUAAAGAAGUUGAGGAGCAAGAGAGUUCCAAUGGUUAAAAUCCUUUGGAAAAGUGACCGAGUUGAGGAAGAAACUUGGGAAACGGAAGCCUUAAUGAAGGAUCAAUAUGCAUUUCUGUUUGAGUAAGCAUUUGUGAAUUUCGGGGACGAAAUUCCCGUUAAGGGGGGGUGAACUUGUGACACCGCGCCCGGAUGUACUUGAAUUUGAAAUUCGACAUGUAAUUGAAUUUUCCUAGCAAAUAAAAUUCAUGUAAUUGAUUGGCAUAUUUAUUUAAUGUGCGAUUAAUUAAAUUAUUUAUCGGGUCCAGUAUAUGUGACUGGGCUACCAAAUAUUUAGUUGGGUCAUCAUAGUAAAUUAUAGAAGCCCAAUAAAGUGCCAACAAAAGUUGAUAAAAAUAUUUGGACAACCCGAGUGCUAUUUUGGCCCAACCUGCCGAAAAUAGCAGGAAUAAUUGGGAGGGACUUUCUAUACCCAAUUGGGGUUUUUCCUACAAGCCUUGUAGACUCAAAAUAAUAAUUUUGAGGCAAGUGAACAUGGGAGGGGCGGACUUAUUUGAUGAUGAGAUUGCACAAGACAAAAUAUCACCCCAUAUGGCCUAUCAACACCUCAACUUGGAGGUUUGAUUGAGAUACAAUACCUCCCCCUUUCCCAUUGCAAUCAUUCGGCCAUAUCAAGAAGGAAGAACCUCUAGGAAGAGCUCUCAAAAAGUCCAAGGAUUGGAGGAAGCAAGAAGGAAGUAUUCCCAACACAAAAGGGCUAGGAUUUGAGGAGUUGAAACCGCCGGAAACCGCCAAGUAUAGGAGGCUGUUCGUAGCUGCAGACCACGAAAGCCGCCCACCUUUCACGAAAGCCGCCCGGCUUUCGUCUGCUGUCCAGAUUUUUCAUCUCCAAUCGGUUUAGAACGGGGAUUGAUCGAAGGGCUUAACGAAGGCAACUAUUGCAGCACAUCAUAAG
Molecule: messenger RNA, 1185 nt
Organism: Cuscuta epithymum
Lineage: Eukaryota; Viridiplantae; Streptophyta; Magnoliopsida; Solanales; Convolvulaceae
Source: the annotation of a GenBank genome assembly